This is a messenger RNA of Fibroporia radiculosa, 2694 nucleotides long. RefSeq lists its product as uncharacterized. Gene Ontology annotation, biological process: regulation of glycogen biosynthetic process. Gene Ontology annotation, molecular function: protein phosphatase 1 binding; glycogen binding. The transcript is spliced from 4 exons. Lineage: Eukaryota; Fungi; Basidiomycota; Agaricomycetes; Polyporales; Fibroporiaceae. Bases 1 to 2694 code for a protein of 897 amino acids. The record is from RefSeq and is a predicted model, not a curated record. Gene Ontology annotation, cellular component: protein phosphatase type 1 complex.
AUGUGUCCAGGGACGCUGCUCAAUGGGACAAAAUUUGAGAGAUCCAUCGAGAUGGGCGGCGGAGUUGCAAAACGCGAGAUAGGGUUUGGCGCCCGUCCACCGCUUGGCUCGCACCCGCGGCCAGGCUCACCCGUCGCUCAGAGGCCCCGUCCUCCUCCUCCUCCUCCUCCCGCCCUCUUCCUCCUCCUCCUGACCCUCUGCUUUCUCUGGGCUUCUCGCAUCCGCCGACUUGCUACGUUGGGCCGACUCCCCCAUCUCAUCUUUUCGCGUACGCCUCUUUUCGCAUACAUCGUCUGCGCCCUUGCAUCUCUCGCGUUCAUCCCCUGCGUGUCAAUCGAUCUCCCGCUUUCCCCCUCGACGCCUCGCUUCCGACUUGGUCCUCCGUUUCUUCAGUAUUUAUACCUUUUAUCCCGAGGCCCGUUCGUCCCCAUCGCCUUGACGCCCUGCCAGACGUCACUGUCCAAAGUAAGUUCCGCCCUUUGGCACGUCCGUGCGUGCUCCCCAUCUGCUUCCCUUUUUCAUGACGCUCAUCCUAUCCCGAACCCGUCCGCAGCGUCGGCCGUGUUUGCAUAUACAUCUCCCAUGAGCACCGUCAGCCUCAGCACUUUCUCACUCAUGGACCCCCCUCUCUCCCGCCACUCGAACGGUGCGGGCGCACCUCUUCCUCGCAUUCCUAAGCGCACCGUCUCCGCGUCUCGUUCAUCAUUAUCCAAUCAACCCUUGCCAUCACUUCGCGUCGUCUCUUACUCUACAGAUCACUCCAAUUCGACUCCUCCAGCUCUAGCCGUCGUCGAGUCUCCCGCUUUGACAUCCUCCCGCCGUCGCGAGUCUUGUUCGCGCAGUUCUGGAUCAUCUGGGUCGUCAGACUCACCCGUGCAGUUUCUCGUCCCCCGCCGCCCUCGCAGUGGCACUAUGGCCAUGCGUCCCCCCGAGCAAUCGACUCCCACUCCCGCCGUGUUCCGCGCCAGGGCCGAGCAGGAGCAGGUCGCGUUCCCACUGCAGCCAUCCCCCACCUUCAACCUGGACACCCCACGCGCGUCUACGUCCAGACUCGGUCCCCCACCUCGUUCCGCUUCAUACGCCACUACGUUCGGCGUACCAGAACGUUCGCAGACAACGCGUCCCGAACCAGCAGCGCGUACAGUGUCUCUGUGCACGUCCUCAGCUGCAGGCCCACGCAAGCCCCUCAAGUCGUCGCUCAAAUCGCGUCGCACGCACGUGCGGGACGACCUGUCCGUCGUCACCGAGCCAGCCAGCAGCAGCCGGAGCGAGCCGUGCACGCCGACGCACAUCAAGAGUGUGCACUUUGACUCGCAGCUGGAGCAUGUGAAGCUGUUCCUGGCGGAGCAGAAGCCACUCGCGGUAUCCCGUGACGGAAGCCCAACGACGGACACAAGUGGGACGGAGAGCGACUUUCCGACGUUCAUAUUUGGGGAGGACCGGAAGACGGCGCUUUCGAUGGAGGUGCCGAACAUGCCCGCGAAGCUCGACCUCGGCGCGGACGUCGCGCUGGAGGAGCUCCUGCUGUCUGCGGACAAGACGUGCCUGAACGGGCGCGUGCGGGUGCGCAACAUCGCGUUCGAGAAGUGGGUCGCGGUGCGGUUCACGUUGGACUGGUGGCAAACGACGAGCGAGGUGACGGCAAAGUACGUGCAGACGCUCGAGGAGGGCAAGUUCGACGUGUUUGCGUUCACGAUCCGCCUGAACGACAUGCUUGCGCGUAUCGAGGAGAAGACGCUGUUUCUGGCGAUCAGGUACAGAGUCACGGAGCGCGAGGUGUGGGACAACAAUGGCGGGGAGAACUACCACGUGAAGUUUACGAAGUCACAGGUGCAACCGCAGUCGCAGUCGCAGCCGCAGAAGCGCACGGUGGAAGUUACGGACGCGGGGAUUGCUGAUCUGAAGAGCAAGCUCGAGAAGGUGGCGAUUGGGACCGAGACGGUGGGUGGGCCCCUUCGCAAGUCGUCGAAGAAUAACAACAGCCAGUUUGACCUCCGAUCGAAUACCUCGCUCUCGUCGAGGUACGACUUUUCCGCAUCGCUGAAGGCGCCAUGGAAGGUGGGCCUACCGACGUCCCCGACUCACUCGCGCACCAGCACGUAUCCCGCCACCCACCCACCGUUCCACCAGCUCGCACCGCGACCGCUCACGAGCCCCACGCGCUCGAAGCUCGCCGUCGAUCCGCCGUUCGUCACUCGCGGCUCGCCGCGGAUCGAUGCCGACUACGACCACAUGCCGUCGGCUUUUUAUGCCGGCUCGGACUCUGAAGACACGCCGUCGUCGACGCCGUCCGUGCUUGCGCGGCGGCGGGGGCGGAACCACCAGCGCGGGUACUUUGAGCUGUCCUUCGGCAGUAAAGGCGCACGCAAGUCGUUCCCCGCAUCGUUACGCGACGAAGCAGUACCACGGUACAACUCAGUCGACACGUAUCACAUCCCGACCUGUGAGGAGGCGGGCGUCCCGAGCGGCGUGCGUGAGGAGGGGCAGGCAUUAGAGAAUCCAUGGGGGAUCGAGCGCGGCGGGAGCGAGGAGUCGACGCCGUCCAUCACCUCAACGUCCGAGUCGUCACGCUCCUCAUCUCCUUCUGGGUCCCCCGUCGACGAGAGUGUCAUGUUCAACUUCUUGCAGAAUAGUCUGCAUCGUUCGCGUGGCUCAGUUGAUGACGCGAACUACAACGUGUUCUUGGACAGGUGA